GUAAAAUCCAGCCCAUAUCAUUUUGGCCCAGUAAUUAGCUUCGCAGGUUUUCCAAUCCCCACUUCUUACCCAGAGACCACAACCCAGGCCGCGCCACUACCAAUCUCCGCCGACGCCGAAACUCAAUCUCGUCGCCCCACACUCAGGCAGAUUAAUAGAUUGUUACAGAGCUCCACUUUUGCUUUUCGAAUUCUCGUCGGCUGUCUGAGAUAAUGGCUGCUUCUAAUUCUUCUAAACUGUUCCGUGUUGGUCGUUCGAUUCUUGGCGGCAUCACCAAUGGUGCUUCCGGUUCAAUCCGUUCAUCUCCCCAGUCGACACAUUCGGAUUUCUUAUCACAGCAAACGAGAACUUUCAUACAGAUGAGGACAAACCUUAAAGUGGUUGACAACUCGGGAGCCAAAAGGGUAAUGUGCAUACAAGCGUUGAAAGGAAGGAAAGGGGCUCGACUUGGGGACAUGAUAGUGGCCUCGGUUAAGGAAGCUCAUAUGGGUGGGAAAGUGAAAAAGGGAGAUGUUCAUUAUGCGGUAGUUGUUCGUGCCGCAAUGCAAAGAGGAAGGUGUGAUGGGAGUGAAGUCAAGUUUGACGAUAAUGCAGUCGUGCUCAUCAAUAAACAAGGUGAGCCAAUAGGGACUCGAGUUUUUGGCCCGGUUCCCCAUGAGCUGAGGAAGAAGAAGCAUCUCAAGAUUCUUAGUCUUGCCGAGCAUAUUGCU
Striga asiatica is the source of this 710-nucleotide messenger RNA. The record is from the annotation of a GenBank genome assembly. Lineage: Eukaryota; Viridiplantae; Streptophyta; Magnoliopsida; Lamiales; Orobanchaceae.